GGGCCUUGCUAUUCAAAAACGGGCUCUUGUGGUGCUUACGCUUUAUUUACUAUGCACUGAGCGUCUGUUUGCUGAUUACUUCAUAACAGGGGCCAGCAACUAACGCUAAUCAAACAGCAAUUGCACCAAUAAAACAAAUAGAGCGAUAGCCAAUUACGACACAAAUUAUUGUUAACAGCAACAACUCAUUAAAGUAUCAUGAGCAAUAAAGAAGCAACAGCGACUUCGUCGGGGUCGGCGACAUCAGCCUCGCCCAAAGCGGAGUCGAAUGGGCGCCAACAUCUGGAGACGUAUCGUGUCUAUGUGGUCACCUGGAAUGUGGGCAGUCGAUUCCCGGAUAACAUUUCAUUGCGUCAGCUGUUGGGUCUGCACAACGAUGCUAGUGGUGAUUCGGCGGAUUAUCUGCCGGAUAUUUAUGCAAUUGGAUUGCAGGAGGUGAACGCACAGCCGCAGCAACAGGUGUUGGGUCUGUUCAAGGAGGAUCCGUGGACGCACAAGGCCAAAAAGCUGUUGCGCUUCUACGACUAUGUGGCUGUGAAGACGGAGCAAAUGCAGGGAUUGCUGCUGACCAUGUUUGUACGGCGUCCGCAUGUUGAGCAUAUUAAAGACAUGGAAGCGGAGUUCACGCGCACCGGCUUCGGUGGCAUUUGGGGCAACAAGGGAGCGGUGAGUGUUCGCUUCACCCUCUAUGGCUGUGGUCUGUCCUUUGUGGUGGCCCACCUGGCUGCCCACGAUCAUCAGCUGGACGAGCGCAUUGAGGACUACAAACAGAUACUCGAGAAUCAUCAUUACCAUGUGAAGCGUUAUCGUGAGAUCUACGAUCAUGAUUAUGUCUUUUGGUUUGGCGAUCUCAACUUUCGGCUGGAGGGCAGCGACUCUGCCACGGAAGUGCGGGAUGCGUUGCGGGAUGAUCAGAUGCUGGAUGCACUCAUCCAGCGGGACCAGCUGUUCCAGGUGCGUGAAAAGUCACAACAGGCGUUCCAGGUGAUGCAUGAGAGACUGCCCGCUUUUCCGCCCACAUUCAAGUUCAAGGAGGGCACCUCCGAGUACGACAUGAAACGCCGUCCGGCGUGGACGGAUCGCAUUAUGUAUGCGGUGCAGCCGUUGAACCGCCUGCCGGGAUUGCAGCUGGCCAUUGAACAGUGCUCAUACAAGUCGCAUCCCGCCUAUAAUAUCAGCGAUCACAAGCCAGUUACCAGUGACUUCACCAUCAAACUGUAUCCCAAUUAUCGGGCACCAGGUGUCCAUUUCACACCGCUGUCCGUGUGGAGCAUUGGCGAUGAGAAUACCGUCGAGUAUCGCAAACAGACGGAGUUCGAGGAGGGACCCAAUGAUUGGAUCGCCAUUUAUGCCACGGACUAUGCCAGCUUGGCUGACUAUGUGGCCUAUGAGUACGUGAAUCAGGCUGAAUCGCCCAACUCCUCCGAUUCAAAUCCCGAGCGCGAUUACUUUGAGACGCCAGCUCCACAGGCCCCACAACGUCGUCGUAGUCGUCAUCGUCAUCAACAUCAUAAUCGUCAGCGUCUGCGACGACAGCAGGAUGCCAACGAGGAGCUGGUGCGUCUCGAUUUUGCUGACGACGUCGAUCUUCGUCAUGCUGAUGAAUAUGUGCUCAUCUACUUCCGCAGCACUGGACUUCGCGGAGUGACCAGCAUUGCCGGCAUAUCCGGCAAAUUUACCGCCGAGAAACGGAGAGGUUCCCCGCAUCGCACCGAGUAUCAUGUUGAUUAGCUAGCGGAGGCGCUGGACAUUUAUAUAAUUUAGUCGGGAGAUUGGGGAUGUCAACCCAUUGAAAAUAUGUGACUUGUUUCGCCUUAUUUGUUGUAUCUUCUAUAUAUGUAUGUUACAUACAUUGUAUAUGCAUUUCAUGUUAUAAAUAUGUA
Drosophila innubila is the source of this 1883-nucleotide messenger RNA. Its product is annotated as inositol polyphosphate 5-phosphatase K. The transcript is spliced from 2 exons. NCBI's taxonomy places the organism in Eukaryota, Metazoa, Arthropoda, Insecta, Diptera, Drosophilidae. The record is from RefSeq and is a predicted model, not a curated record. Gene Ontology annotation, biological process: phosphatidylinositol dephosphorylation. The coding region runs from base 199 to 1731 and encodes 510 amino acids. Gene Ontology annotation, molecular function: phosphatidylinositol-4,5-bisphosphate 5-phosphatase activity. Gene Ontology annotation, cellular component: plasma membrane; ruffle; cytoplasm.